AUGGCGUCGCUGAUUGAAGAGCCAUAUCACUCGUUUAGAGAGGUCUCACUAUCUGAUGAGGGUGCCUAUGAUGCUCGGGCACUGAGCCGACCCGCUCACUUAUCUGCUAAACCUGCAGUCACGGUCGAAAAACUGAGGGAUAUACUGGAUGAGCUGCGCAGAAAUAUUGCAGCGGACAUUGGCUUGUUCCGGGAAGAAAUCAGAGGAGUGUCGGCUCGCCUGCAAAAUACCGAGCCUAACACUGCCGCACAAGAGACAUGA
This is a messenger RNA of Pelobates cultripes (western spadefoot toad), 261 nucleotides long. Lineage: Eukaryota; Metazoa; Chordata; Amphibia; Anura; Pelobatidae. The record is from the annotation of a GenBank genome assembly.